AUGGAAAAGCGCGGUGACGGCACCUCGCUCUACGGUACUUUUAUCCGUCUCUCCUGGCAUGCCUCGGGUACCUACAGUAAAGCCGACAAUUCGGGCGGUUCGAACGGUGGGCGUAUGCGUUUUACCCCCGAAGCCGGAUGGGGCGCCAACGCCGGGCUCAAAGUAGCCCGCGACGCCCUGGAACCCGUCAAGGCCAAGUUCCCCGGUCUAUCGUACGCCGACCUCUACACCUACGCUGGUGUCGUCGCGGUGGAAGAAGCCGGAGGCCCUAUCAUUCCCUUUGCCACGGGCCGCACGGACGAAUCGGACGGCAAGGCCUCCCCGCCAGACGGCCGUCUCCCUGACGCCGACAAGGGAGCCCGCAUCGCCACCAUUACUCACGUGCGCGAUAUUUUCUACCGCAUGGGCUUUAACGAUCAAGAAAUCGUCGCUCUCUUGGGUGCGCACGCCAUGGGGCGCUGCCACACGGAUCGCAGUGGCUACUGGGGACCCUGGUCUAACGCCGAAAACACCUUUAGCAACGAAUAUUAUCGACUCUUGGUGGAAGAACGCUGGUCGCCCAAGGUUACGCACAACGGCAAACCCUGGACGGGCCCGGAUCAGUACGAGGAUGCCUCCGGUCAGCUCAUGAUGCUACCCUCGGAUAUUGCCAUGAUCGCCGACCCGGAAUUCAAAAAGUGGGUGGAACUCUACGCCAAAGAUGAGGAUCGCUUCUUCAACGACUUUAGCAAGGCGUUCGCUAAACUAUUGUCCCUGGGCGUGCCCUUUGCCGCCACCAAGCCGUGGUACCAGUUUUGGUAA
Molecule: messenger RNA, 801 nt
Organism: Phaeodactylum tricornutum CCAP 1055/1
Lineage: Eukaryota; Bacillariophyta; Bacillariophyceae; Surirellales; Neidiaceae
Exons: 1
Coding region: 1-801 (266 amino acids)
Biological process (GO): cellular response to oxidative stress; response to reactive oxygen species; hydrogen peroxide catabolic process
Molecular function (GO): peroxidase activity; heme binding
Source: RefSeq, a predicted model, not a curated record